AUGUUGUCGACAACAAACAAACUCGCUGCCGCCUUGACAUGCUAUCCGAUUGCCCUGUCCCUAUCCUCCCAUCUGGACCUCAAUGAUCUGCACGCUCUUGCUGCCACUUGUCGAAGUGUCCACGACGGCCUAGCACAAUAUGCGCAUCAACUCAAGUUUCAGUCCUUGCGUUGCAGUCAUGAUGGGAGACCAGUGCUAGCAGAAGCACUCUUGGCACAAAGAGGCAGGGUACAUACUGAAGACUCCUUGGGGAGUGCGGUUCUUUCGCAGGGGCCUGCAAUCGCGCAGAUGCAGGCAACAGCUGGGGCUAUCGGAGGAAGCUGGCCGGCCCAGAACUCGGGAGGUCUGUAUGCGUCGAUGGGCGUUUCCAGCAAGAUCAGCUCUUGUGCUCGAGAUUUGGUGGCUCCCUGUCGCCGAUGUGGAACGGUAGUGUGUCGUAACUGUGCGGCCAAAUCUCCGAGCACUGUGAGACUGAAGGACCGCUUUCGCCGCUUAUGCAAGACCUGCCUCGACGCCCCGAUCGAAGCGCAUCUACAAGCCCUCGGCUCCUCUGAGGAUGCCAGCGACGGUCCACCAAUUUCCAGUGCGAGUUCGAUGCGAUCCGAGCGGUCCCUCUCUAGCUCAUCCACCCUGGGCUCCACCACAGGCCUGGAGAAUCGUGAGUCCGAUACUGAAUCACACCAUUAUUUUACUUCCUCGGCCUUUCUUCGAGGUCCAUGCACCUGCGAAUCUCGAGGAGUGUUUUUGUGUGCCCCUUGCGGCCAGAGUCUGCGGGCCGCUGACACCACCUAUAAGAGGGUGUGGACUUGGCGAUCUCGGUAUUCGACACACAUUGGCGACGGACUAGGUACAGGGUUGGGAUUGGGAAACCAAGCUCAGAAAUGCGGCCGCGGGGAAGAUUGCCUGGAAAUGAGCGGCAAGGCGAUAUGCUGGGUGGAGAUUGAAUGCUCUGAAGGUAAGGCGCACGAUGGAACUGAUACCGACAGAAAUAGCCUCAGCCGGGUAGGUACGCCAGAUUCGGCCUAUGGCAGUAACAAGCCUGGGUAUCUGCAGCAAGAGAUCGAGGGCAUCGGAGGUGUUGUCAAGAAGAAGGUCAAGAAGCGCGUCAAAGUCGGAGCAGGGGUUUGGGAAUGGGAGGAUGAGAGGGAGAGUGGCAAAUAUCUGGAAAGGGAAGCACAAGGGACGGCGCGCAGUUGGUGUGGUUGGUGUGGGCGAGUAUGUCCCUCGGAGAAGGACAGGCGUGGGUCUUGCAUGGACUUGACAGGAACGGCAGUCUAG
Cladophialophora psammophila CBS 110553 is the source of this 1278-nucleotide messenger RNA. RefSeq lists its product as uncharacterized. The coding region runs from base 1 to 1278 and encodes 425 amino acids. Lineage: Eukaryota; Fungi; Ascomycota; Eurotiomycetes; Chaetothyriales; Herpotrichiellaceae. The record is from RefSeq and is a predicted model, not a curated record. The transcript is spliced from 2 exons.